UCCUAUGCUACACCCCCUACCACUUCCGGUGAGUUGACUGGCCCACACACACUGACACACUCACAGAAAGACAAGCUACAACUAUUAGAAAAUGAGCUCCCUGCUACGAUUAGGAAGGAGGGUGACCAAUCUCAGACCACUGUUAUCUCAUGGCAAGUGGUGCAGCAUGUCUGGGGGCCCUGAUGAGAGCAGCACCUCGGAUGAUAUAGGUUUUUCCGAAAUGGUACUCAAGUUUGCGGAAAAGGCGACUGGUUUAGUUGAAGACAAGAUUAUUUCUGAGGACAGACGCAAAAUUUCAGAUGAUGAGAAGCGCAUCCAAGCACAGGGGAUACUGGGACUCAUCCUGCCCUGUAAUGCUGUCCUACACGUGGCCUUCCCCAUUACCAAGGACGAUGGCAGGCUGGAGGUGGUGAAUGCCUGGAGGGCCCAACACAGUCACCACAGGAAACCCUGCAAAGGAGGUGUUCGAUACAGUCCUGAUGUGACGGAGGAUGAGGUGAGGGCUCUGGCUGCUCUCAUGACCUUCAAGUGUGCUAUGGUGGAUGUGCCGUUUGGAGGGGCCAAGGCUGGUAUCAAGAUAGACCCGCUGGAAUACUCGGUUACAGAGCUGGAGAAGGUCACUAGAAGGUUCACCAUGGAGCUGUCCAAGAAAGGUUUCAUUGGACCAGGUCUGGAUGUGCCAGCCCCGGACAUGGGGACGGGAGCACGUGAGAUGUCCUGGAUUGCUGACACAUACUCUAUGACUCAUGGCUGUACUGAUAUCAACUCGUACGCUUGUGUGACUGGCAAACCCAUCCCUCAAGGUGGUAUACACGGGAGGGAAUCCGCUACUGGACGGGGAGUGUACUAUAGUAUACGCAGCUUCAUACGAGAUGCUGACUAUUGCAGUGAGAUUGGUGUCCUACCAGGAAUAGCUGGCAAGACCUUCAUCGUUCAGGGCUUUGGCAACGUGGGGCUCCACUCUUGUCGCUACCUCCACAGAGAGGGAGCUAAGUGCGUGGGCGUGAUGGAGAGAGAUGUGUCCAUCGUUAACAGGGAAGACGGUAUCGACCCGAAAGAAUUGGAAGAUUACAAAUUAAAUAACGGAGGCUCCAUCAAAGGAUUUCCAGGGGCACAAGAAACGACUGAGAACUUACUGACAGCAGAGUGUGAUAUUCUGAUACCAGCUGCCGGAGAGAAGCAGAUUACGGCAGAAAUAGCUGAGCAAAUACAAGCCAAGGUGGUGGCAGAAGGUGCCAAUGGUCCCACUACUAUUGCUGCUGAGAAGAUUCUGAUGGAUCGCAACAUUAUGGUCAUCCCUGACCUGUUUGCAAAUGCUGGAGGAGUGACUGUGUCCUAUUUUGAGUGGCUCAAGAAUCUCAACCAUGUCAGUUAUGGACGGUUGACCUGGAAACACGAGGAAGACUCCAACAAUCAUUUACUAGACAGUGUCCAGCGUAGUCUAGAGGCCAAGUUCUCUGGAGGUCGUGCUGGGUCUAUCCCCAUCACAGCCACCCCUGCAUUCAGUGCUCGCAUUGCUGGAGCUAGUGAGAAGGACAUCGUCAACUCUGGUCUAGAAUACACCAUGGAGAGAUCUGCCAAGCAAAUCAUGCGAGCUGUUCGUGAGUACAACCUUGGUCUGGACCUGAGGACCGCUGCUUAUGUGUGUGCACUGCAGAAGAUCUACACGGUCUACCUAGCGGCUGGCAUCACCUUGUAGCUGCAUAGAGAACACCUGAUAGUGAACAUUGUACCUUCCUACCUGCUAGCUUAUUUUUUGGUAUGUCUGUGGCUUUUAAACACUACAUGUGAUUGUAGAUUACAUUCUGAA
This is a messenger RNA of Halichondria panicea, 1810 nucleotides long. RefSeq names its product glutamate dehydrogenase, mitochondrial-like. Gene Ontology annotation, molecular function: L-glutamate dehydrogenase (NAD+) activity. Bases 92 to 1699 code for a protein of 535 amino acids. The transcript is spliced from 12 exons. Lineage: Eukaryota; Metazoa; Porifera; Demospongiae; Suberitida; Halichondriidae. Gene Ontology annotation, cellular component: mitochondrion. Gene Ontology annotation, biological process: L-glutamate catabolic process. The record is from RefSeq and is a predicted model, not a curated record.